CGUGCCAGUGAGGAAUGGCUUCCGGUGACGACGUUAUCCGCGCCUGAGGCGACCCACGAUCCCCGAGGGACGAACCCCAAGACCCGUGUGACGAUGGCCCUGAGCGCUUUCACCUUCUCCGCCGGCGACCAGCAGCGUCCCGGGGUGGCCACCCGCGCGCCCAGCCACCCCCUCAGCCCGCCCGCCCUGGCGCUGGCCAUGGUGUCCGGAGACGGCCUCCUCGUCGCCCAUCGUCGCGUCCCCAGCGAGUCGCCCAGGUUGCGGCGACCGAAUCUCCCCGAGCCCGAGGCCCGGAGGACGGCCCGCCACUCCCGCUACUCGCCCUACGCGGCCCCCAGACCCAAGCUGGACCUGCUGAGGAGCGUGUUGGAGCGGCGCCUGGUCGCCAUCGGGGGAGCCCUCGCCGCCCGCCUGGCGUCGGCCUAGCCUCCUUCGCCCCUCUA
Molecule: messenger RNA, 443 nt
Organism: Suncus etruscus (white-toothed pygmy shrew)
Lineage: Eukaryota; Metazoa; Chordata; Mammalia; Eulipotyphla; Soricidae
Gene: C8H11orf71
Product: chromosome 8 C11orf71 homolog
Exons: 2
Coding region: 94-426 (110 amino acids)
Cellular component (GO): nucleus
Source: RefSeq, a predicted model, not a curated record